Cucurbita maxima (winter squash) is the source of this 1469-nucleotide messenger RNA. RefSeq names its product EEF1A lysine methyltransferase 2-like. Gene Ontology annotation, biological process: peptidyl-lysine dimethylation; peptidyl-lysine monomethylation. Gene Ontology annotation, cellular component: cytoplasm. Lineage: Eukaryota; Viridiplantae; Streptophyta; Magnoliopsida; Cucurbitales; Cucurbitaceae. Gene Ontology annotation, molecular function: protein-lysine N-methyltransferase activity. The coding region runs from base 146 to 1174 and encodes 342 amino acids. The record is from RefSeq and is a predicted model, not a curated record. The transcript has 7 exons.
AAAAGCCCAAAAUUGACGCCUUAUCAUCAGAUCGAUCCACCGUCCGCUGUGAUCGCCUCCGUGUCGGACCAACCAAGGUUCUUCCGAUUCAAUUUCACUUCUUAGAUUCCUAUUAGGAUUUUUUUUUUCUUCCAUUUUUCCGAUCAUGGCUGCGAUUCGAUUGACGCCGGAAGAUGCCGAGUUGUUGCAUCAGGCUCGGGCAGCCCCAUCUGCUGUCGACCUGGUCUCCGACGAUGACCGAUCAGUGGCCGCUGACUCUUGGUCCAUCAAGAGCGAGUACGGUAGCACCCUCGACGAUGAUCAGCGUAAUGCCGACGCUGCUGAGGCUCUUUCUGCUGGGAAUUUGCGUGCCGCUUCCGAUUACAGUUCUGACAAGGAUGAAAUAGAAGCAGAUACUGAAGCCGUGUCAUCAAUGCUAGGUCUCCAAAGCUACUGGGAUUCUCAAUAUGCUGAUGAAUUGACAAAUUUCCGUGAACAUGGUCAUGUUGGUGAAGUCUGGUUUGGAUCUGAAGUUAUGGAAACUGUUGCUUCUUGGACAAAAAGUUUGUGUUCUGAUGUUUCUCAAGGUCAGUUUCCCAAUCAAGCUGACAAUGCAAAGACACAGAAUGUUGAACAGGAUUUCAAAUUCUUGGAUGGUUGGAGUGUACUUGAUAUUGGGACGGGAAAUGGUUUGCUGCUUCAAGAAUUUGCUAAGGAGGGAUUCUCUAAUUUGACAGGAACUGACUACAGUGAAGGGGCGAUAGAUCUUGCUAGAAGUCUUGCAGAGCGAAAUGGCUUUUCCAAUAUUAACUUUUUGGUUGAUGAUGUUCUUGAGACAAAGUUGGAAGGGAAAUUUCAACUCAUUGUGGAUAAAGGAACUUUAGAUGCAAUUGGAUUGCACCCAGAUGGUCCUAUUAAAAGGAUCAUGUAUUGGGAAUCUGUAUCGAAACUAGUGGCGUCGGGCGGGUUACUGGUGAUCACUUCCUGCAACAGUACAAAAGAUGAACUUAUGCAAGAAGUUGAGAACUUUAAUCAAAGAACGGUUGGUACCGCAGCAGAACCCGAGUCGUCUGAUGGAACACAAAGAGAACUGCCUACAUUUCAGUACCUCAGUCAUGUUCGUACGUACCCGACAUUCACAUUUGGAGGAUCUGUGGGAUCUCGUGUUACCACUGUGGCGUUUCUUAGAAAAUGAUUGUGUUCGAUGUCAUCUUGGAUCUGUUAUGUACGUUACGCAAAUGUAUGGAUUUGUAGUGUUUGAGCCUACCACUGUUCGCCCCCAAAGAGUCGAUGUUUUUUCUUUUUCUUUCUUUUUUUUUUUUCUUUUUUCUGCUUGAAAACCACGAGACUUCGUUUGUCGUAACUUUUGAACCAUUUUGAGGCUUUUUUUUAGCUUCUGCUUAGGGAACUGAUGUAAUUACAAUGGGGAGUAAAGUAAAAAUGUCUGAAUUACAGCUUCAUGUUAGUAUGGUAUUGAGAUCCCAAUGUCU